Talpa occidentalis (Iberian mole) is the source of this 945-nucleotide messenger RNA. RefSeq names its product olfactory receptor 10K2. The record is from RefSeq and is a predicted model, not a curated record. Gene Ontology annotation, biological process: G protein-coupled receptor signaling pathway. Gene Ontology annotation, molecular function: G protein-coupled receptor activity; olfactory receptor activity. Gene Ontology annotation, cellular component: membrane. Lineage: Eukaryota; Metazoa; Chordata; Mammalia; Eulipotyphla; Talpidae. The transcript has a single exon. The coding region runs from base 1 to 945 and encodes 314 amino acids.
AUGGAGCAGGUCAAUGAGACCUCAGUGAGGGAGUUUGUCUUCCUUGGCUUCUCCUUUCUGACUGGGCUGCAGCGACUACUCUUCGUUGUAUUUCUGCUCGUCUACCUGUUCACUCUGGGCACCAAUGUCAUUAUCAUUUCCACCAUUGUGCUGGACAGAGCCCUUCACACCCCCAUGUACUUCUUCCUUGCUGUUCUCUCUUGCUCUGAGACAUGCUACACCUUCGUCAUUGUACCCAAGAUGCUGGUGGAUCUGCUGGCUCAGAAGAAGACCAUCUCCUUCCUAGGCUGCGCUAUCCAGAUGUUUACUUUUCUCUUCCUUGGCUGCUCUCACUCUUUCCUGCUGGCAGUCAUGGGCUAUGACCGCUAUGUGGCCAUCUGUAACCCUCUGCGCUACACCGUGAUCAUGGGCCCAGGGGUGUGUGUGGGCCUGGUGGCUGUUGCCUGUGCCUGUGGCUUUACUGUUGCACAGAUCAUCACCUCCCUGGUAUUUCGUCUGCCCUUCCACUACUCCAACCGACUCCAUCACUUCUUCUGUGACAUCUCUCCUGUCCUCAAGCUGGCAUCUCAUCAUACCCACUUUAAUCAGAUUGUCAUCUUCCUUCUUUGUUCAUUGGUCUUGGUUAUUCCUCUAUUUUUGAUCUUGGUAUCAUACAUUCGCAUCAUCUCUGCCAUACUCCAAUUUCCUUCCACAGUGGGCAAAUACAAAGCUUUCUCCACGUGUGCUUCUCACCUCAUUGUUGUCACUGUCCAUUAUGGCUGUGCCUCCUUUAUCUAUCUAAGGCCUAAAUCUAACUACUCCUCAAGUCAGGAUGCUCUCAUAUCCGUAUCCUACACAAUCUUAACUCCAUUGUUCAAUCCAAUGAUUUACACCUUGAGAAAUAAAGAGUUCAAAUCAGCUCUUCAUAGAGUUGUGGGGAGAACAAUUUCCCAGCCACAAAGUUAA